Molecule: messenger RNA, 864 nt
Organism: Prorocentrum cordatum
Lineage: Eukaryota; Dinophyceae; Prorocentrales; Prorocentraceae
Source: the annotation of a GenBank genome assembly
AUGAGCGCGUGCGGCAAAUGGGGGGGUCGGUGGCGGUGGCGACAAGCGCUGCAGCUGUUCACAGAACUGCGCGAUUCGAAAUUGGAGCCGACAUUGAUCAGCUACAGCGCUGGGAUCAGAGCCUGCGAGAGAGGUGGGCAGUGGCAGCGUUCACUGCUGCUGCUAAGGCAGUUGCAGGAGGCACAGUUAAAUCCAGAUCUGAUCAGCUUUACUGCUGGAAUUAGCGCGUGCGAGAGAAGCGGGCAAUGGCAGCAUGCGCUGUCGUUGCUCAAAGAAUUGCGUGAAGCAAACUUGAAGCCAGGGUUCGCCGCCUACAUUGCCGGGAUCAGCGCAUGCAGAGAUUUCGGCUCGUGGCGGCAUGCGACGUCGCUGUGGGACGAGUUGCGGGACGCGAGGUUGGAGUUGGAUUUUGCCGACUACGUCGCUGCAAUCAUGACGUGCGGGGACGAGUGGCAGCGGGCGCUUGCGCUGCUGAGCGAGCUGCGCGGAGCGAGGCUGGAGCCUGACUUCGUCAGCUACAGCGCUGCGAUCAGCAGCUGCGAGGAGGGCGGGCAGCGGGAGCGGGGCCGAACGCUGCUCGGCGAGCUGCAGGAGGCGCUGCUGGAGCCCAGCGCCGCCGGCUACAGCGCCGCGGCGAGAGCGUGCGACAAGAGCGGGCGGUGGCGCCAGGCGCUGUCGUUGCUCCGCGAGUCGCGGGAGGCUCGACUGGAGCCAGGCUCCCCCGAUCGUGGUCCGCCGGCGUGGCCAUCCCUGCAGCGUCUGCCCCCAGCUGCGUCGCGAGGAGGGGCCCUGCCUCGAUGGGGCUCCUCGGGCCCUCCCGUGGCGCGCCGGGCGGCCCCGAGGAGCCCCCACCCUUCCCCCUGA